Messenger RNA from Notolabrus celidotus (New Zealand spotty), 2945 nucleotides. Its product is annotated as L-amino-acid oxidase-like. Gene Ontology annotation, molecular function: L-amino-acid oxidase activity; polyamine oxidase activity. The coding region runs from base 239 to 1813 and encodes 524 amino acids. The record is from RefSeq and is a predicted model, not a curated record. The transcript is spliced from 8 exons. Gene Ontology annotation, biological process: amino acid catabolic process. Lineage: Eukaryota; Metazoa; Chordata; Actinopteri; Labriformes; Labridae.
UGACACAGGAAGUAUAAAAGGCCUGAAGUGAAUCCACCCCAGAUCACUGCACCAGGAUACUUCCCAAGUACAAGCUCCUCAAAGAUUUCUCCUCUUCGAACAAGCGAAACGUGCAUCAUCAGAGAGUGAAAGAUAACCGUCACUGUCUCAGAAGUAACUUCAGUUCAAAGUUUAGAGGAUCAAAACGCUCUGACUUCCUGAUUCUCUCACAAAAAACAGGAACAACCAAACAACCGCAAUGGAUCCAGGCUCUGUGAAGUGGAAAUCAUAUACUGUUGUUCUGAUUCUGCUCAGCCUGUGCUGCUGCAGCCCUGCAGCCGUCACACUGAAGGAACACCUGUCCGAUUGUUUAAAGGACAAAGAUUAUAAUAAACUGCUGCACACUGUGAAGACCGGUCUCCCACACAUGAACACAUCUCAUCAUGUUGUGGUUGUUGGAGCUGGAGCUGCUGGACUGACCGCUGCCAAAUUACUGCAAGACGCAGGACACAAGGUAACUAUAGUUGAGGCCAGUGGUCGUGUUGGAGGACGAGUAGAGACCUACAGAAAUGAAGAAGAGGGCUGGUAUGCUGAGAUGGGAGCCAUGAGGAUACCAAGUUUCCACCACAUCGUCCGCUGGGUUGCUAAAGAACUUGGGGUCAAGCUGAAUAAAUUCAGCAUGUAUGACCCGAACACCUUCUACAUGGUCCACGGGCUGCGGAAGAGGACGUACGCGGUGGAAGCAAACCCUGACAUCCUGAAGUACAAUCUGUCAAGAAGUGAGAGGGGGAAGUCGGCUGAAAAGCUGCUGCAGCAAGCUUUAAAGAAGGUGAAAGAUGAAGUGAUUGCAGAAGGCUGCAAAGCUGCUCUACAGAAAUACGAUCACUAUUCUGUGAAGGAGUACCUGAAGGAGGAAGGUGGUUUGAGUACAGAGGCGGUGGAGAUGAUUGGAGAUCUGCUGAAUGAACAGAGCCUCAUGCAUCUGGCCCUGACUGAGUUGAUCUACCUCGAGAGUGACGUCAGCGACAAGACCAUAUACGAUGAAGUGACCGGUGGGUCAGAUCUCCUGACCACAGCUUUCUUAAACGUUCUUGAUGUCCCCAUCCUCCUGAACUCCAAGGUUAAACACAUCAGCCAAUCAGAUAAGGGAGUGAUUGUGUCAUAUCAGACGGGGAACGAGGGCUGCCAGACAGACCUUCCUGCUGACUUUGUCCUGGUGACGACUACAGCCAAAGCGUCCCUCUACAUCGACUUCAAUCCGUCCCUCUCCUUCAAAAAGAUGGAGGCCCUGAGAGGGGUCCACUAUGAGAGCUCCACUAAAAUCAUCCUCACCUUCAGCAAGAAGUUCUGGGAGGACGACGGCAUCCAUGGAGGGAAGAGCAUCACAGAUGGGCCCUCUCGAUACAUCUACUACCCCAGCCACGGUUUCCAGAACGAGACCAUCGGAGUCCUCCUGGCCUCCUACACCUGGUCCGAUGACUCCCUCCUCUUCUUAGGCGCAAGUGAUGAAGACCUGAAAGAUCUGGUUCUGAGAGACUUGGAAAAGAUCCACGGCAAACACGUCAGGUCUCUGUGCACAGGGGUGAAGGUGAAAAAGUGGACUGCAGAUCCUUACAGCAUGGGUGCCUUCGCUCUGUUCACCCCCUAUCAGCAUUUAGAGUACUCUAGAGAGCUCUUCAGGAGUGAGGGCAGGGUGCACUUUGCUGGGGAACACACAGCCUUCCCUCAUGCUUGGAUUGAGACGUCUAUGAAAUCUGCUAUCAGGGCGGCUACAAACAUUAACUUAGCGGCGCACAAAGAGGAGGAUAAAACUCAACACAAAGAGGAGCUCUAGGAUUUUAUAUCCAGGAGGAUUAAGGAGGGUUGUGAUGAGGUCUAUGUGAUAUGAGAUACAAAAGGUACGUUAGAAAGAACAUACAACAAUGAGAAAAUCUUCCUUUAAGAUUUAAUUUAUUAUAAUCAACAAGAGUCGUCCAAUUACAAUAACUAACAUUGACAAAUGUUUACAACAAGAAGCUGUGAUCAAUACAAAAUCAGAGAACAGAAAUUCAACAUAAGGUUAGUUCAGGCCGUCUAUUUAAGCUGCUUCCUGCUUUCUUUGCAAACCGCCUCCACCCCAGUCCCCGCCUUUUCUUCUGUGUCUGAUUUUACCAGCGUCGUAUAUCGUCACUGAUGCCUGCUCUGUACUUUGCUGAUGCUCUCCCUGCCGUGGAUUUUCCUGUAUGCACAUUAAGAGAAGGGGGGUGGGGGGGGGGGCUCUUCCUGCCUCUGGCUCUGACAUUCCACUUAUGAGCAUGUGGACAGGUAGGGAGAUCUCAGAUGUCAACAGAGGACUUAUUGUAAGCAAGUAAUUAAUUAACUUAACUAAAGUGACCCUGAGUUAACUACAUUCAGGUUUUAAGAAUUAGAUUUAAGUAAGCUAAAGGAUCAAGGGAAGAAGGGAUGAGUAGAGGACGAGGUAAGGAGGGACCAGUAGGGCUUGAGGUAAGAAGGAAAUUGUAGGGGUCCAGGAAAAGAAGGGUGAUUAGGCCUCAAGGUAAGAAGGGACAGGUAGGGGUCAAGGCAAGGAGCGAUGAGUAGUGGUCAAGGUAGAGAAGGAUGGGUAGGGGUCCAGGAAAGGAAGGAUGAUUAGGGGUUAAGGUAACGAGUGAUGAGUAGGGGUCAAGGUAAGGAGGGAGGAGUAAGGAGUCAAGGUAAGGAGGGACAGGUAGGGGUUGAGGUGAGGAGGGAUGAUUAGGGAUUUAGGUAAGGAGGGACAGGUAGGGGUUGAGGUAAGGAGGGAUGAGUAGGGGUCGAGGUAAGGAGGGAUGAGCAGGGGCUGAGGUAAGGAGGGAUGAGUAGGGGUCAAGGUAGAGAAGGAUGGUAGGGGUCCAGCAAUGGGGUCCACUAAUGGAGGGAUGAGUAGGGGUUGAGGUAGAGAAGGAUGAAUAGGGGUCAAGGUAGAGACAGAUGGUAGGGGUCCAGUA